Molecule: messenger RNA, 1270 nt
Organism: Thunnus maccoyii (southern bluefin tuna)
Lineage: Eukaryota; Metazoa; Chordata; Actinopteri; Scombriformes; Scombridae
Gene: agxta
Product: alanine--glyoxylate and serine--pyruvate aminotransferase a
Exons: 11
Coding region: 1-1176 (391 amino acids)
Cellular component (GO): peroxisome
Molecular function (GO): L-alanine:glyoxylate transaminase activity; L-serine:pyruvate transaminase activity
Source: RefSeq, a predicted model, not a curated record
AUGUCGUCCCUCUCUGUAGCUCCACCAAAAUGCCUGCAGACACCGCUGGCGGUUCCUCAUCGUCACAUGUUUGGACCGGGACCUUCAAACGUUCCUUCACGUAUCUUGCAGGCCGGGGCCAAUCCUGUUAUUGGACACAUGCAUCCAGAGAUAUUUGAGAUAAUGAGUGACAUCAAGAGUGGGAUCCAGUACAUGUUCCAGACUCAGAACAGCAUGACUUUAGCUGUGAGUGGUACCGGCCACACUGCUAUGGAGUGUGCCAUCUUCAACACAGUGGAGCCCGGGGAGAGUGUGCUGACUGCAGUGAACGGCAUAUGGGGAGAGCGGGCAGCAGAAAUGGCAGAAAGGAUAGGUGCCAGAGUAAAUACCAUUGUGGCGCCUCCCGGUGGCUUCUUCACUAAUGAAGAAAUUGAGCAGGCCUUAUCGAAACACAGGCCGGUGCUGUUCUUCCUCGCACAUGGAGAAUCCUCUACAGGAGUCUUGCAUCCUUUAGAUGGUAUCGGACAGCUGUGCCAUAAGUAUAACUGCUUAUUCCUUGUCGACUCUGUGGCUUCAGUAGGAGGAGCACCUUUGUACAUGGACAAGCAAGAGAUAGACAUCCUGUAUACAGGCUCUCAAAAGGUUCUGAAUGCCCCACCGGGUACAGCACCCAUCUCCUUCAACGAAAGAGCAUGCAAGAAAAUAUUCAACCGAAGGACAAAGCCUGUGUCAUUUUUCUUGGAUUUGAGCUGGCUUGCAAACUACUGGGGAUGUGAUGGCAAGCCCUCAAGAGUAUAUCACCACACAGGCCCAGUCUCUGCUUUUUACUCCCUGAGGGAGAGCCUCGCUGUCCUUGUGGAAGAGGGUCUGGAGAAUUCAUGGGAAAGACAUCAAAAAGUGGUGGAGUAUUUCCAUGCUGGCCUAGAGAGCAUGGGUCUCAAACUUUUUGUGAAAGACAAAAGGGCAAGGCUGCCUACAGUUACAACUAUUGUUGCUCCUCAUGGAUAUGACUGGAAAGAGAUCACAUCCUACAUCAUGAAAACACAUAAUUUAGAGAUUUCUGGAGGUCUUGGACCAUCAGUUGGCUUGGUGCUGCGUGUGGGACUGAUGGGAUGUAACAGCAGCAAGUCCAAUGUUGACAUGGUGCUGGCAGCACUGAAAGAUGCUCUAAAACACUGCCACAAGAGCAAAGUGUGAUGUGUCGUUGAUGGAUGCUGUAAAGAUAAUCCUCCUAAUAAACGUUACUGUCAUAAUGAAGAGACUGUAUGUAAUAAAUGAACCAUUAUUCUCA